UAACCAUUCAUACUCUAUUUAUUUCUACAGAUAUUUCCUAAGAAGCCAUAUAUAAUAAAAAAAGUGGGAAAAUAACAUAUUUUAUCCAAUGAAAAUAUUCUCUCUCUUUCUUCUAGCAUAAAAACCCAAACUUUCUCUUUCGUUUUUCUUCUUUUAAAGAGUGCUCUCUCGUAAGCAUCUGCAGGAGCGAAUCGUUAAUCGAGUUUGGAGGAUCUUUCUGAGUGCGGAAAUGGCGUCGAAACGGAUCUUGAAGGAGCUGAAGGAUCUCCAGAAGGACCCUCCAACCUCCUGCAGUGCGGGUCCAGUUGCUGAAGACAUGUUUCAUUGGCAAGCUACAAUAAUGGGUCCUGCAGAGAGUCCAUAUGCAGGCGGUGUGUUCCUCGUCACCAUUCACUUCCCUCCAGAUUAUCCAUUCAAACCACCAAAGGUUGCAUUUAGGACAAAGGUGUUUCACCCUAAUAUCAACAGCAACGGAAGCAUUUGCCUCGACAUUCUGAAAGAACAAUGGAGCCCAGCUCUCACCAUUUCCAAGGUCUUGCUGUCGAUAUGUUCGCUGUUAACGGAUCCAAACCCAGAUGACCCGUUGGUGCCGGAGAUUGCACACAUGUACAAAACCGACAGAGCCAAGUACGAGGCUACUGCAAGAAACUGGACUCAGAAGUAUGCCAUGGGCUAACAUUUGUUUGCUUCAGCAACAGAUUAUGUUUUCAAACUUGCUCUCUUCUUUUUCUUCUUCUUCUUCUUCUUAACUUUAAAUAAAAAAGUUGGAAUGUCUACUGGUUUUUUUUUUUCUGUCUGAAGCGUCUGUACGAUAUGUUCAUUCUCUCUACUGAAAUUGGAAGCUUUCUUGAACGUUGUGCUUCUGAGAGAUAGAAGUAGUAUCUCUUCACAAUAGUAUGCGAGAUGUCUUUUGUCUUAUGUCUUUUGCACAGAGAAGUAGUACUCGUGAUGUUACUCGCAUAAUCUCUUAGGUCUUGCAUACCAUAUUUGCUCCAUGACUCUCCACGUAUUAUACGGUAACA
Molecule: messenger RNA, 1022 nt
Organism: Thlaspi arvense
Lineage: Eukaryota; Viridiplantae; Streptophyta; Magnoliopsida; Brassicales; Brassicaceae
Source: the annotation of a GenBank genome assembly